AUGAACACUCACAAACCGCUUUCAAAAACGCUGCCAGCCACACCCCAGCUCCUCUGCGCGGCAUUCAACCAGGACCAGGGCUGCUUCGCGAUUGGCCACGAGCUGGGCUUCCGCGUGUACAACGCAGACCCGAUGCAGCUCAAGGUGAAGCGAAACUUUGACGGUGGAAUAGGUAGCGUGGCGAUGCUUCACCGCACAAACUACCUCGCGCUCAUCGGCGGUGGACGAGCACCAAAAUUCCCAGGAAACAAAGUCAUCAUCUGGGAUGACUUGAAGCGCAAGAGUUCGCUCGUGAUUGAGUUCAUGGACCCAGUAAUGCGGGUGCUUCUCUCGAGGAUUCGGAUUGUGGUUGUGGUGAGAAACCGCGUCCACGUUUAUGGCUUUCUGUCACCCCCGAAGCCGUUAGCGGUGUUCGAUACGGCUGAAAAUGGGCAUGGGAUCGCAGACUUGUCCGUGAAUGCAACACCGAGCGACGCAUACCAGAUAUUGGCGUUUCCAGGCCGAACGGUGGGCCAGAUUCAGCUAGUGGACGUCUCGCCAAAGGGUCAGGAACGCAAUCUUGUAAGCUUGAUCAAGGCGCACAAGGCCCCGGUCCGGUGUCUCGUACUCAACCGGCUGGGCACUAUGGUUGCUAGUGCCUCAGAAAAGGGCACGAUAAUCAGAGUCCAUUCCACAACCAACACCUCGUUGCUCCACGAGUUCCGCAGAGGACUCGAUCGUGCGGUGGUGACCUCUAUGGCGUUUUCCCCGAAUGGCUCGAAGCUUGCAGUCUUGAGUGAUAAGCUUACACUCCACGUGUUUAAUGUGAGCUUGAGUGGAGCUAAUAGAAAGCAUGUGUUGAACCGGCUCACGCUCCCGCUUCCACAGUACUUUCAGUCCACUUGGUCGUUUGUGUCCGCGCGUGUCGACGACCACGUUCUGCCGAGUGACGAGGGCGUUCUCGGCUGGUCGGGUGAGGACUGUCUCGUGCUCGUCUGGAAGGCCCAGGGCAUCUGGGAAAAGUAUUGUAUCAUAGAGAAAGACGGGGAUGAGGGCAAGGAGUGGACGUUGGUUAAGGAGGGGUGGCGCGGCUUUGGUGAGUUGGGAUAA
This is a messenger RNA of Babjeviella inositovora NRRL Y-12698, 1089 nucleotides long. RefSeq lists its product as uncharacterized. Gene Ontology annotation, biological process: nucleophagy; protein localization to phagophore assembly site; autophagy of mitochondrion. The coding region runs from base 1 to 1089 and encodes 362 amino acids. The transcript has a single exon. Gene Ontology annotation, molecular function: phosphatidylinositol-3,5-bisphosphate binding; phosphatidylinositol-3-phosphate binding; protein binding. NCBI's taxonomy places the organism in Eukaryota, Fungi, Ascomycota, Pichiomycetes, Serinales. The record is from RefSeq and is a predicted model, not a curated record. Gene Ontology annotation, cellular component: extrinsic component of membrane; phagophore assembly site membrane; cytosol.